Messenger RNA from Amphibalanus amphitrite, 2899 nucleotides. RefSeq lists its product as uncharacterized. Bases 25 to 1032 code for a protein of 335 amino acids. The transcript is spliced from 3 exons. The record is from RefSeq and is a predicted model, not a curated record. Lineage: Eukaryota; Metazoa; Arthropoda; Thecostraca; Balanomorpha; Balanidae.
ACGCGUUCAGGGAUCAGCAAGGAAAUGAAGUUAUUCGUUUGCGUUUGGAUCAUCGGCUACAUGUUUGGGGUGGCCAGAGCUUGCCUAGACAUCCCGGAGUAUUACGGUGGCCUCGACUCCUCGCUGGUGAUCGGUGCCAGCACGCUGGCCAGCCCGGCGUCGUCCUGCAACUGCUGCGGCCUGUGCCACCAGGACACCGCCUGCAGGAGCUUCAGCUUCCGCCCUGACACGGGCGAGUGCACCCUGUACAACCGUGUGGGCGGCUACGGGGAGCUCCAGCGGCAGCCGGCCGGCAGCCAGGUCACCCAGUUCUUCUUCAUGCCCUCCAGCUCCGGGAGUGACGAGUUCUGUCGCUCGGACAGCGACUGCGUGACGCCGGGAGACGCGUGUCGCGGCCGCAUCUGCACCUCCGACCCGACGGUCACCUGCCGGCGAGCCUGGGAGCGGAACGGCGCACUGCCUGACCACCGCUACUUUGGCUACCUGGACGGCCAGGAGCACAGGCUCUACUGCCGCAUGCAGGGCCAGUACAGCGGCGCCACGCUGCUGCUGGCCUCGCAUAACGUACCCACCGACGGCGUGGCCUGGUCGGCCGACAACGUCCUCUACAAGUUGCACCCGCGGGACGGCUACCCCAGCGAGGCCAUCGACUACUCCAUUCUCAGGUACGCUGACCUGAUCAGGGACUCGAUGUCAGGCAGCACCUACGAAGUGUUCAUGAUCGCCCACGAGUACCAAGGAGAGCCAACCGUGGUGCAGAAGCUGACCGCCUCCCGGUCGCUGACUCUGAUCGGCACCGAGCUGGUUCCUCUGAGCGGCGGUCAGUUCCAGGUCAAUCCGACUCUGGCGUACGACGACGGCUGGCUGGCGUUCCCGUACCUUAUUAACGACCCGGCCCGAUCGGAGCUCUACACAACGAUCAACUCGCGCACCUCGUACUUGACCUGGCGGUCGGUGGUGACCACAGGCGGCGAUCUGCUCUGGCCGCUCAACAGGCCGCGCGCCACUGUGGUCCUCUACAUCCGCGAGUGAGCGUCCGCACGACGCGAGUCCGUGAGCGUCUCUUGUGAGCGUUCGCGCCACAUGUGGCUCCUGCGAAUGUCCGCGCUUCAAGGCUCCUCUGCAUCGAGCGUCCGCGCCGAAGGGGCGCUCUGCGUCCGGUCUUCGGCCCUCUGCGUCCGCAGAACAGCACACAACAGUGUCUCAAUCUGUACACUCCGAACUCACGAAGAUGACAGGUUCUUAGAACCACUGGAUCUCACCAUUUUCAGCACUGCAAAGCGACUAGCGAGCUGUUGCGUCAUCAGCAGAAAUCGAAUCGUUUUUGACGACCUAGCUACUCGUGAUAUAUCAACUACUUCCCUUUAAAGCUGUACUUCAAUGUUUGGUUCUGUCGUGUCAAUUUCGCCACUGUUUAUCUUUCGCCCGGCAGGCGGUGGGCCUCCCGGCCACCUUCCGCGUGGUGAGGGGGGGGCAUUUUUGCCCUCCCUGUAUCUCCGAAACUACUAGACGGAUCCGUAAAAUUCAAACGGCGUUCGAUAGCCCUGUCAAAUUUGUCGAAGGAAACUAAAUUUCAUUGACGUCGGAGUCACCGAUGACGUCACAGGUCAGGUCAAAGAUAAAAUGUUUCACCGUUCACUAGGGAAUGCGCUAUAACAUCGAGUAACACGAAUUUUGUCGAAAAUCAGCGAUAAGACGUCAGUUGCUUAGUGCAUAUGUUGCUAUUAGAGGUCACUGAUAAUACCAGGUCAGGUCACAGGUCAGGUCACUAAGGGUCAGCACAUGAACCCAACUUUACUAAGAUUGUGCGAUGCAUGUUUUAUGGCCAUUUUUCAUUUCCAACUCAAUGGUGCUGGUUAUAAGACCAUCACGGUUUAGAUCACUUUCUGGUGGAGGUCAGGUCAAGGUCAGGUCAAAAAAGGUCAAAUUUCAAAGUUGAUAGUUUUGCAUAAAAUGGGUGCUUAUCGAUUCGAUGCACCUCGUCACGGGGAGUCUAAUGGUUGUCCUUGUUUUGCGCUACGAGGGUUAGAAUUGCUAAAAAUAGAGAUUGAAAAGUUGACGUCAUCAAUUUUGAAGUUUUUUUUUUUCGCUAUAACUUGGCCAAAAAAGAGGUAUCGAUCUCAAAUUUGGUAUGGGGAUAGAAGGGGUAGGUACUGUCACAUAUAUUCAGUUUUUUUUCGAAAUUUAAAAAAAAUGGAUUUUUCGGCUAUUAUAUUAAAAAAAAAAUAUUUUCUUGGUUUUUAUAAUUUAAAAAAUCCGAGAUUGUAGUUUUUUAGCCCCGUUAAUUCUACACCUUUUAUGUCAAAAACUGUUUUCUGUAUCUCUAAGGCUGUAGGCCUGACAGGUCUUCUUGCGAAACUUUUUUUUUUGUUUGUUCGAAAAUGGCAUAAUAUGGGUACCUACCUGACGUUUUGUAAAUGGGUAACACUCUGACGUUUUUAGUGGCCAACAUAUCAAAACCUUUGGAUUUUUUGUCACAAUGUGCAAAAGCUUUUGACGGGAGGGUACUGAUAGUUUGGUGACGAUCGGCGCAGCGGUUCUGGAGAUAUAUCGAAAAAACUAAGGGGGGGGGGGCAAAAAAUGCCCUUCCCCCCCCCCACCGCAUGGAAGGUUAGGUUACUGAUCCUGUUAUUGACAGGCAACCUACCGUGCAUGACUGUUGUGCUCAAAUUAUGCCGUAGUUCACAAAGAGUAGCAAAUGGGUCAAAUGUGAUUUUAGUUCGGGGCACGUUGAAAAAAAUCAAGCGAGGUGUUAAAGAAAACGAGGCAACGUAUCAUUAGUCAGUGGCCCAUUUUCUGGUUAUCGUUAAAUUUUAUUUAGCAAUAUUAUCCGCGUUUUUUAUUACUCUCAAAAAUGUGUCGUCUACUCGUUAUCGCGUCACAAUAAAUAACAUAUUUC